Molecule: messenger RNA, 1879 nt
Organism: Danio aesculapii
Lineage: Eukaryota; Metazoa; Chordata; Actinopteri; Cypriniformes; Danionidae
Gene: tmem86a
Product: transmembrane protein 86A
Exons: 3
Coding region: 148-861 (237 amino acids)
Cellular component (GO): membrane
Source: RefSeq, a predicted model, not a curated record
GUCUCUCCUCCCACCGAUGAUGGCCUGUCCUAAACACAAGAGAAAAACAAAUGUCACAUACAAAGAGACGUAAAUAUUACCGUGUGCUCUCUGUUAGCGACGACUGAUCUGUUCAUAUUUCCGCUGACCGUUCAACCCCAGACGAAGAUGGUUUCUCCUGUCACUGUGGUCAAGAGUGAGGGUCCAAAGCUUGUUCCGUUCUUCAAAGCCACUUGUGUCUACUUUGUUCUAUGGCUGCCCACCUCAAGCCCCUCCUGGUUCAGUGCCCUCAUCAAAUGUCUCCCCAUAUUCUGCCUUUGGGUUUUUCUGCUAGCUCAUGGCAUCAGCUUUUUAGGUGCCCACUCCAGUGCCAGGAAAAUCCUGGCAGGACUUAUUUUUUCAGCUUUGGGUGAUGCAUUUCUCAUCUGGCAAGAACAAGGCUACUUUAGUCAUGGAUUGCUAAUGUUCGCCAUCACCCACAUUCUCUACUCUUCAGCCUUUGGGAUGAAGCCUCUCAAUUCGAGAGCAGGUCUGAUCAUUGCUGUCAUCUCCGGCUUCAGCUAUACCCUACUUUAUCCCUACCUCUCUGGUCCGUUUACCUACUUGGUGGCUGUUUACAUUGCCCUCAUCGGCUUCAUGGGCUGGAGGGCCAUUGCUGGUGUUCAGUUCGCAAAUGACCUCUGGACCUGGACAAAACUGUCAGCCUGCCUGGGUGCCGUCCUCUUCAUGGUCUCCGACCUCACCAUUGCUGUCAACAAGUUCUGCUUUCCAGUUCCACACUCUAGAGCCAUCAUAAUGGCAACCUACUAUGCAGCACAGAUGUUGAUCGCACUUUCAGCUGUAGAAUGCCAAGAUGCUGAUACGUCUUGGAAAAGAGCCUGAGGAGCCACACAUUAAUCAACCUUCCCUUAGUGACUCAGCAUUGUUAGAAGCUGAACAGGUUCAAGUACCACUUCCUGAAUCCCCUAGUCCCUCCACAAUCCCCCCUGUCUAAACAUGUCUGGGAUAUAUAGGUUACUAUUGACCAGUUAUUGUAGACCAAUGCGGGAAUUCAUGCUGGAUUCAUGUACAAGUUUGGAUAGUCUUGAUCAGCUUCUUGACUUAGGUAUUCUCCAUAAUUCUGUGUUAACGCCUUUGUUCCUUUCAUUUUGUAGUAGUGCUAUCAUUUUUGGUAUCUUGAAAGGAGAGACUUCUGAUUACUAGUUCCAAAAUAUUCAGUUUUUAUGCAACUCACUUUAUGUCCAUACCGAAUAAGUUCUACAUUACAACUUAAACCAUCUGUCCACUUCAGAUAGAUCUUCAUGGCUUGUACUGUGAACAAAGAGAAUCUUGAGUGACUAGUGUUUAUCAGGCCCACAAAAUGGACCGGCAAAUAACACAAGUGUGUAGAGAGCUGGUUUCUUGUCAUUUCAUACUAGGGCAGAUAUAUUAGCAUAAGGUGUUGCUGUACUGAAAAUUAAUGCACAUUUUUUUGUAGUAGAAUUGUGAGAUAAACCUUCUGUUUAUCUUGUGUCAUUGACAUUUUUUCAUGGCUUAACACACAAUCCUCCAUGCAUCCAUACAAAUUGCUGGACAAGUGGCUGGACUUAGUGUCUUUUCAAGCCCAACUGACUGCAAUCAAUGUUCACUUUGUCUCUAGAGUAGAGAAAUCCCAUAUUUUUUAAGUGUUGAGACGUGACCAAUGCUAAUAUGAAAGGAUAGGUCAAUCUCAUAGAAAGGGAAGGCGUUCUCCUGUUGAGUUUAUUCAGUGUCAGUGUCUGUUAUCGUUUUCUUAGGUUUCUGCCAAGUCAGCAGCAUAGCUCAUUUCUGCCACAAGUCUCACUUUUUAUUUUCUCUGUGAAGUAUCAUAUAAUGUUUGUGAAGAGGGCGGGAUGUCAGGUUAUACACAUGUAUCUUCCAU